AUGGAGGAACAAGAGACUGGGGCCUCGCCAGCCCCAGCAGUAAAGGCGUCGCCUCUCGUUCGCCUCCCCAACGGAACAUUGGCCGGCACUUACAACCGCCCUUACCGUCAAGAUUUCUUCCUCGGCUUUCCCUACGCCGCACCUCCGGUCGGCGACCUUCGCUUUCGCCGCCCUGCUCCCCCAAAGGCCUGGCACGGAAUUACUAGGCAGGCUGACUCGUACAGCUCGUGGUGUCUGGGUAACAGCUUGCAUCUGCGUGGCUUCAGCCAGAAUGUCACGGGAGAGUCUAGCGAAAACUGUCUGUACAUGAACCUCGUGCGUCCUUCUAGCGCUGUACAUGUUGGCCACGGCUCCAAGCCCGCCCCGUUGCUGCCCGUCCUGGUGUGGCUCCAUGGGGGCGGCUGGUCAGAGGGUAGCGCCAACGACGGCCGGUACAACGGGUCCUUUCUCGUCCACACCUCGGUCAAGAUGGGCACUCCGAUCAUCUACGCCAGUUUCAACUACCGGCCCGGUCUGUUCGGGAGGAUGAGCGGGCCAAUUCCGCAAGAGGCUGGUGUAACGAACCUGUUGCUUCAUGAUCAGCGCCAGGCACUGGCUUGGAUCCAGGAGAAUAUCGUGUACUUUGGAGGAGACAAGGCUCGUGUCACCAUCAUGGGCGAGUCAGCGGGCGCCGGCAACGUGGGCCAUCAUCUACUGGCCCCGGACGAAGGUCUUUUCAGUGCUGCCAUCGCACACAGCAGCGGUCCGUUCGCGUCGAAUCCCUUCCUCGACGACGCCGCGGAGGCUGCGGCAUUCACCGCUGCUCUCAACGUCACGGGAUGUACAGAUGCGCUUCAGCCGCUGGACUGCCUCCGUAGCGUGCCCGCCGAGGUAAUCCAGAAAGCCGGUACUUCAGUGCCUCAAGUCUUUGUCCAGGACGGAGAAAUCCUCACCGAUCGAAGCUCCCGUCUCCUGGCGGCGGGCCAGUUCGUCAAGGUGCCACUCCUGAUCGGUUCCAACAGGAACGACGGCACAACCCUCACGCAGCUUGACAUUGAGAAAAACAGUCCGGUCAACACCCUCCAAGAAUUUGCAGACAUCAUCACAUCGGUCAAUGCAGGAAACGUGCCCCCACUAGAUGCGCUGUGCACCUGGUGGCGGCUAUACCAGGAGGAGAUUGAUAACCCAUCCGUUGCCGGCCUGGGCACCGUGGUCGCCGAUGGCGGAAAAGCACUAGGAUCCGCGUACGGCAAGAUGAGUCUCUGGGAGGGAGACAAUUACUUCACUGCAGGCAGACGUUACGCCAAUCAGGUGUGGGCAGAGCAUCGAGUUCCCAGCUACAGCUUCUUGUUCGACACAGUUACUGCGAGUCUCAGCCCACAACGCGACGGGGCGGCACACUUCCAGGAAAUUCUGUACGCCUUUGGAAACAAAGAUGCCGUCGGCUGGGAGCAGAACCCGUUUCCGACGGACCCUGAGCUGCGAGCAAAGCACUUUGCCCUCGCGGACGCCAUGAGCAGGAUGUGGGUGAGCUUUGUUGCGACAGGAUCACCCAACAAUCACAAAGUGCCUGGGCUGGACAUCACCUGGCCUGAAUAUUCCAAGGGCAACCCGACAAACAUGGUCUUCAGUGCGACCGAGGGCGUGCAUGUUCAGCCCGACACUUGGAGGGCGGAGGCUUUGCAGUCGUUCAUCGAUCUCGCCGAUGAGUUUAACAGGUAA
Messenger RNA from Ilyonectria robusta, 1701 nucleotides. RefSeq names its product Alpha/Beta hydrolase protein. The coding region runs from base 1 to 1701 and encodes 566 amino acids. The record is from RefSeq and is a predicted model, not a curated record. The transcript has 3 exons. Lineage: Eukaryota; Fungi; Ascomycota; Sordariomycetes; Hypocreales; Nectriaceae.